Molecule: messenger RNA, 3702 nt
Organism: Lactuca sativa (garden lettuce)
Lineage: Eukaryota; Viridiplantae; Streptophyta; Magnoliopsida; Asterales; Asteraceae
Product: calcium-transporting ATPase 1, endoplasmic reticulum-type
Cellular component (GO): membrane
Molecular function (GO): ATP binding; ATP hydrolysis activity; transporter activity
Source: RefSeq, a predicted model, not a curated record
AAAACUAACGAAGCUUCAAGGAAAUCAGGAACCCCUCUUACUUGUCUUUUAAUCCAACUCGAAUAAGUGCUUAGCGAAAAGUGCUUCUUUCUUCGUAGAUCUGUUCCCUCAUUCUCACUCAAAAUCUUGCAAACGGAGUUCUCUUUUCUCUAUAGAGAGAAAUCAAACUCCAAACUUUAGAAAAGAGCAUCACUUGCUCUAUAUAUAUGUUCGUUGCGUCCGAAUAUCGGAUCAUCUGCUAAUUUUUUUUUAUCAAGUUCAGUUUUUUUGCAGACGGUUCAUUCGAAGUUUUUUCUGUUAUUGGAAUUUAGCAUAUAGCAUUGAUGGGUAAAGGAGCCCAAAAUUACGGGAGGAAAGAAAGUACAGACAAAUCAUCCCUGGAUCGAAGUGAAUAUGCUGCUUGGGCAAAGGACGUUCAGGAAUGUGAACAAAACUACCAGGUAGAUAGCAAAUAUGGUCUAUCUGAUAGUGAAGUUGAGAAGCGUCUGCAGAAGUAUGGAACAAAUGAGUUGGAAAAGCAUGAAGGACAAUCUGUUUUCCGUUUAAUUUUGGAUCAAUUCAAUGAUACUUUAGUUAGGAUUCUACUUGCUGCAGCUGUGAUAUCCUUUGUCCUAGCCUGGUAUGAUGGAGAAGAAGGUGGUGAGAUGGAGAUCACAGCAUUUGUCGAGCCUCUGGUAAUCUUUCUCAUACUAAUCGUUAAUGCAAUUGUUGGUGUUUGGCAAGAAAGUAAUGCUGAAAAAGCUUUAGAGGCUCUUAAAGAAAUCCAAUCAGAACAAGCAACCGUGAUUCGUAAUGGUAGAAAAAUCUCAAGCCUUCCUGCAAAGGAACUUGUUCCUGGUGAUAUCGUGGAGCUUCGUGUAGGAGAUAAAAUCCCUGCUGAUAUGAGGGUCAUAAAUCUAGUCAGUUCAACCCUCAGAGUUGAACAAGGCUCUUUAACUGGAGAGAGUGAAGCUGUAAGUAAAACCACAAAACCUGUCCCUGAAGAAACCGAUAUCCAAGGGAAGAAAUGCAUGGUGUUUGCUGGAACAACAGUUGUAAAUGGAAACUGUUUCUGUAUGGUUACAGACACAGGGAUGAACACCGAGAUAGGAAAAGUCCAUUUUCAGAUCCAUGAAGCUGCACAAAACGAAGAAGACACACCAUUAAAGAAGAAACUAAACGAAUUUGGAGAAGUUUUGACAAUGCUAAUCGGUUUAAUUUGUCUUCUAGUGUGGCUCAUUAACGUGAAGUACUUCCUCUCAUGGGAAUAUGUCAAUGGCUGGCCAACAAACUUCAAAUUCUCAUUCGAGAAGUGCACUUACUACUUUGAAAUUGCAGUAGCUUUAGCAGUUGCUGCAAUCCCAGAAGGUUUGCCAGCUGUCAUCACUACCUGUUUAGCUCUGGGCACACGUAAAAUGGCUCAAAAGAAUGCCCUUGUUAGGAAAUUACCUAGUGUUGAGACUCUCGGGUGUACAACAGUGAUUUGUUCAGACAAAACUGGCACUCUAACCACUAACCAAAUGGCUGUAGCCAAACUUGUUGCUAUGGGUAAUGCACCAAAUAGUGUCCGAUCAUUCAAGGUUGAAGGCACCACUUACAAUCCAUUAGAUGGGAAAAUUCAAGACUGGCCAGCUGGCAGAAUGGAUGCUAAUCUUCAUACAAUUGCAAAGAUUGCUGCUUUGGCUAAUGAUGCAGGCAUUGAAAAAUCUGAGAAAGGUUACGUUGCUACUGGAAUGCCAACUGAAGCAGCACUAAAGGUUCUUGUUGAGAAAAUGGGUCCUCCUUCUGGAUUGAGUUCUGAUUCAUCUACAGAUCACGAUGACCUUAUGGUUUGUUCUCAGGAAUGGCGUAAAGUUGAACACAGAAUUGCCACUCUUGAGUUUGAUCGUGAUAGGAAAUCUAUGGGGGUUAUUGUGACUUCAAAGUCUGGAAAAAACACACUUCUUGUAAAGGGUGCAGUUGAAAACUUGUUGGAAAGGAGUUCCUACAUCCAAUUACUAGAUGGUUCUGUUGUGGAACUUGACAACAAGGCAAAAAAAGCUAUCUUAGAUAGCCUUAAUGAGCUUUCCUCUUCUGCUUUACGUGUUUUGGGUUUUGCAUACAAAGAAGAUCCUCCAGAGUUCACUACAUAUAAUGGUGAUGAAGAUCAUCCUGCUCAUAACCUUUUACUUGAUCCAGCAAAUUACUCUUCAAUCGAAAGCAACUUGAUCUUUGUUGGCUUAGCUGGACUCAGGGAUCCUCCACGUAAGGAAGUUAAACAAGCCAUUGAAGACUGCAGAGCAGCUGGGAUUCAAGUGAUUGUGAUAACAGGAGACAACAAGAACACAGCUGAAGCAAUAUGUCGUGAGAUUGGCGUAUUUGGUCAACACGAAGACAUCAGUUCAAAAAGCUUAACAGGAAGAGAAUUCAUGGAUCACAAGGAUCAAAAAGGACACCUGUCAUACAAAGGAGGACUUUUGUUUUCUAGAGCUGAACCACGACACAAGCAGGAGAUAGUCAGGCUGCUCAAAGAUGCUGGUGAAGUUGUUGCCAUGACUGGUGAUGGAGUCAAUGAUGCUCCUGCUUUAAAAUUAGCUGAUAUCGGAAUCGCUAUGGGCAUUUCUGGCACUGAGGUUGCAAAGGAAGCUUCCGACAUGGUUUUAGCAGAUGAUAAUUUUAGCACAAUCGUGGCUGCUGUUGGAGAAGGCAGGUCUAUUUACAACAAUAUGAAGGCGUUUAUCCGCUAUAUGAUCUCCUCAAACAUUGGAGAAGUUGCCUCAAUAUUCCUAACAGCCGCCAUCGGCAUUCCGGAAGGUCUGAUUCCUGUUCAACUUCUAUGGGUCAACCUAGUAACAGACGGGCCCCCCGCAACCGCUUUAGGUUUUAAUCCACCCGAUAAAUACAUCAUGAAAAAACCCCCUCGCAGGAGUGACGAUUCAUUAAUCAACACCUGGAUUUUAUUUCGCUAUCUGGUUAUUGGACUUUACGUGGGAGUAGCGACGGUGGGCGUUUUCGUAAUUUGGUUCACCCACGACUCAUUUCUCGGGAUUGACCUAAGUCAAGAUGGACACACCCUAGUGACAUACUCCCAGCUCACACACUGGGACCAAUGCAAAACAUGGCAAAAUUUCACAGUCGCCCCUUUCAAAGCGGGUGACCGAAUCUUCAAUUUCGAUUCCAACCCUUGCGACUACUUCCAAGGAGGAAAAGUCAAAGCCAUGACGCUUUCCUUAUCCGUAUUGGUGGCUAUCGAAAUGUUUAAUUCCCUAAACGCCCUUUCGGAAGACGAAAGCCUGUUGACCAUGCCACCAUGGGUCAACCCGUGGUUGCUGUUAGCAAUGUCGGUGUCCUUUGGGCUUCAUUUCUUGAUUCUAUACGUUCCUUUUCUCGCACAAGUGUUUGGGAUUGUGCCUUUGAGCUUGAACGAGUGGAUGUUGGUUUUGGCUGUUGCUUUGCCUGUGAUAUUGAUUGAUGAGGUUCUUAAGUUUGUGGGUAGGUUGACACAUGGGACGGAAGCUACUACACCAAGGCGUUUGAAGCGGAAAACAGAGUAAUAAGUUUGUGUGUGUUUUUCCGAAAAUACCCUUCAAUUUGUUGACUGAUAUUAUAUGACUUGGACCAUGGAGAAAUUUCUAGCGAUAGUUUUGGUAGGGAGUUAGUACGAUAUUUUUCUUCUUUGGUUUUAUUAUGUUUCCGGACAUUUGGCAAAUCUAAUAUUCGUUGGUGUCUUUUCUUCUUUGGUCA